Molecule: messenger RNA, 926 nt
Organism: Cucurbita maxima (winter squash)
Lineage: Eukaryota; Viridiplantae; Streptophyta; Magnoliopsida; Cucurbitales; Cucurbitaceae
Product: late embryogenesis abundant protein, group 3-like
Exons: 2
Coding region: 82-744 (220 amino acids)
Source: RefSeq, a predicted model, not a curated record
CAAAUCAACACGUUCAGAUUCAGAAAGAACACAGAGAGAAAGAGAGAACUCCGGUCGGUGUCGGUGUUUGAAACUGAAACAAUGGCAGUAAGCAUAUCCUUAGCCAAAAAUGUCAUCUUCAACCUCUGCAAGGCCUUCCCCAAUGCCUCUCCUUCUCCAACUCUCAGAUAUUCCACCAAGAUUUCAAGGGUCUCUUUCACUACUUCCGCCUCUAAGCAACCAUGGAAUGGACAUGGCGUGGAUGCGAACCGAGACCCGAGACCGGAUUUGGCGUAUGAAGAUGCGAAGGGAAGAGCGAAGGAAGGAGCCCAAGACAUGAAGGAGAAGGCGAAAGACUACGCCGAGGGGACGAAAGACAUGGCGAAAGAAGAAACCAACAAGGCUGCGGAGACAGCGCGGGCUGCGAAGGAGAAAGUGAAAGACUACGCCGACGAUGCGAAGGAGAAGGCUAAGGAAGGGACGAACCGGGUAGCGGAGACGGCGGAGGAUGCGAGCGAGAGAGCAAAGGAAAGUGCGAAGGGAAUGAAGGAGAAGACGGAGGAGAUGGCGAAGGAGGGGACGAAGAAGGCGACGGAGACGGUGCAGAAUAUUGGGGAGAAGGCGAAGAAAACAGUGGAAGGGGCAUGGGAGGCGGCUAAGGAUACAACGCAGAAGAUAAAGGAGAGGGUUGUAGGGUCAGAUGAAGAUGAAAGGGAUGAAGAUGUUGUGGAUCUUAGGAGGAGUGGGAGAAAGUUGGAUGAUUAAAAUAAGGGGUGGGGUUCCUUUUAAUUGCAUCAAUGAAAUUUCAUGUUGUUUUAGGCUUUUGAUCAAGAGAUAUUCUGUGUGUUGUGUGGGAACUGUGGAAUAAGGUAUAGAUAUUUGAAGGAAGUUUGUUUUGUUAUCCACUUUAAAGUGUGUAUGAAUUUAAACACACCAAGGAAUUUGUU